Molecule: messenger RNA, 474 nt
Organism: Saccostrea cuccullata (small rock oyster)
Lineage: Eukaryota; Metazoa; Mollusca; Bivalvia; Ostreida; Ostreidae
Exons: 1
Coding region: 1-474 (157 amino acids)
Source: RefSeq, a predicted model, not a curated record
AUGAAACAGAUAGGGGUGCCCUUAAAGCAAGAAAAGACUGUGCCUCCUACGACUGUUUUAACAUUUCUUGGACUGGAAUUUGAUACCAACAUGAUGGAGAUCCGACUACCCAUUGAUAAGUUGCAAAAAUUGCGGGCACAGAUUUCACUAUACAAACAAAGAAAAAAGAUAACUCUCUAUGAGCUUCAAUCCUUAGUUGGACUCCUUAAUUUUGCUUGUGCGGUAGUACAGCCAAGAUGCACUUUUCUUCGCCGAUUAAUUGACCUAACUAAAGGAUUACGUAAACCACGCCAAAGAUGUCGACUAAACAAGGAAGCUAAAGCUGAUUUAGAGGCGUGGUCACUUUUCCUUCAGAACUUCAAUGGAAAAUCCUCGUUUUUAGAGGAUGCAUGGCAAACUUCUGUUACGUUACAACUGUACACAGAUGCCAGUGGCUUAGGGUUCGGUGGUGUAUUUGGAAACAGAUGGUUUUAA